AUGACACGAAACACAAUUGGGUUACUCUUCACUUUUCGUGUCGCCAAGGUGGCGCCAUCUUUCAACCUCACCAUCACCACGCGAUCCGCAAAGACCAAGAGGGUUAUGUACAAGAUCACCGUGGAUGGCUGUCCGUUUCUUAGCAAUCCCAUCAUAAACAAAGUCUUGGGCUCUACCUAUCGCAAGAUACUGGUUAAUACCACCUUCAAGUGUCCCAUACCACCAAAGGUUUACUUUAUGAAAAAUGUAGCUGCACUUUUUGCAAUGCCCGCGUUUCAUCCCGCUGGACAAUUUGAGAUGAAUGCUCGCAUCAGAAUGCCACAGACCAAUGCACCUUUUGUGAUGGAUAUUAACUGGAAAUAUAGUAUAGAACAUUUGAAAUAA
Drosophila albomicans is the source of this 384-nucleotide messenger RNA. RefSeq lists its product as uncharacterized. The record is from RefSeq and is a predicted model, not a curated record. The transcript has a single exon. Bases 1 to 384 code for a protein of 127 amino acids. NCBI's taxonomy places the organism in Eukaryota, Metazoa, Arthropoda, Insecta, Diptera, Drosophilidae.